Phasianus colchicus (ring-necked pheasant) is the source of this 4394-nucleotide messenger RNA. The record is from RefSeq and is a predicted model, not a curated record. Lineage: Eukaryota; Metazoa; Chordata; Aves; Galliformes; Phasianidae.
ACAUACGCAUUGGAUGUCAAAGAAAAGGUUGUUUUAUUACAGUGAGUCCCCAGAAUGAUUGACAUUUUUCCCUGCCCCACGUCUCAGUUCAUUUACACAUGCGUGGCAUUUCUCCCUGGUCAUGUGAUGGUCUUUCUGAUGAAGGCUGUCAUCUUCCUGGCUGUGUACUCUUUGACCUGGGUCAAGUUGGUGGAUGCUUGACUGGCUCUGGCCAGUCCUCUUAUCAGCGUCAAUUCCGUCCGCCAAUCCGCUGCUUCUUUGUUAAUUUGUGGUUUACUGCCUUGCAUUCCAGAGAUAGGAUAACUAACAGUGUUAUUUGGAGAAACAGGAGACUCGCUGUCCAUACUAACUCUCUAGGUCUGUAGAAAAGCAUCUGCUAUCGGCAACGAAACCUUGGCUUAGAAAGGUCAGAUCUGUAGCUGCCAAUUCAAUACCUCAUGAAGGCAUAUGACUUUUCACCUAACAUAUUUUCCUCAUUUCACAAAGAACUCCAUGCCCUUCCUCCAUCAAAUAUGAUUUAACACUCUGGUAAUCAAUCCAGCCAGUUUGCUCCCCAGAACACUUUGGCCACAACUGCUCAGUUGCAUUCCAUCUUAUGCUUACACACCUGUUCUCUCAAAUGUGUGUCCAAGAUCAAGGUAUACAAAACCUCAAUCCCAACACCGUCCCAAUAAUCAGAGUAAUUUACCACCUCUGUUCUCCUCCUUCCUUUUGGGACUCAGCCUCCAAUCAGAAGGACAGAGGAGAACACUCCUGGCUCUCCCAAUCCCUUUAGCGUCUUUCCAAGGGAUGCAAAGUUCUGCCAUUUCCUUGUGGCAGCCUCCCAUGACCCUACUUGAAUGACAACAAGUGGAUGGUGGUCUUCUUGUUUGAUUAGAUGUAGUGGAGUCCUUAACAUCUCUGACAUGUGCCCCUGGAAGACAGCAAAGCUCUCUGGAGAGGUUGUCUGGGCAGCAGAUGAGGGCCUCAGUGCCUCCUGGCAUGCAGUCCCCAAUCACUAAGACAAUGCCUGGCAGCUGCUCCCUGGCAGGGGCUCUCCCUUCCCCGCUGAGGUGAUUGCCUGCUUCAGUAUGGAACCAGAAUCCUGGAGCUUAGUGCGUCACAAAAACAUGCUGUGUUUUGUGGCCUGCAAGGUUGCCUUGCAUGCUGUCUGGUCCCCAGCCGUCAUUCUCUGUGAGGUGACACUCUGCGGUGUGAUGUCAUAGUGGCUACCUCAUACACCCUUGUGGCAGCGGUGGGAGUGGUGGCUCAGUCCGCUUUUGGGACCCGCAGGAAGAGGAGCCAGAGAGAGCGUUGUGUCUGUCUGGACAUAUCCUGCUGCGAUGGAGCGGCUGAGAGCCCUUCGAGGUCUCUUUGCCUGUGUGGGCUGCAUGCCCAGGCGAACACGUCGCAGGGAGAGAAGCAGGGUGUCAAGCCCUGUCCCUACCUGCGCCGUGACUUUACUGCUGCAGCGCCUGCAAGAUCACGAGGGUGACCGAGCGCAGGCGUACUGUGAGCUGGAGAGCGCCCUGAGGGAAGCCGACAGCCGCCCGCCCUGCGGAGUGGUGAACCGGCUGCUGGCAGAGGUGUCCCGGGACCUGACAGCAGCCCAGGGCGUGACAGACAACAUAAGGACAGCUGCCAGCAAUGUCCUGGUGGCUCUGGCUCGGACGCACCUCACCUUGGUGAUGGCCGAGCUCCAGGGCCACCUGAAGGCCAUGGGGGAUGCAUCCAAGGAGACUGUGCUCAUCACCCUGAGCAAACUCUUCAGCACCUAUGCUCCACAGUGCAUCCCCUUUGUGUGGCUGACACUGGCCGGCCUGCGCAGUGUGGUGGGCCAGGUGAGGAGCGGCCAAACUCUGCGCAUCGCUUGUGCUGUUGUGAAGCAAUGGUUGGGCGGAGUCAAAAUUCGCCUGUCCUCUGGAAAGCAGUGCCCCUGGCCUGCCACAGAGAAAGAGCAGAUCUAUGAGAAUCUUCACGAGCUGCUCUUCUCUAUGGUGAAGAACUGGCAGGACUGCCAGGAGGAAGAGGACAAACAGGCCGUCCUUGGGGCUGUGGCUGCCAUGUUGGCUGUCCUUCUGCAAGAGGAGCUGCACCGAGAGCAAGUCUGGGAGCAGCUCCUCUGGCUCGUGCACCCGUGUCAGGAGGUGCAAGACACCUGCAGGAUGGCCAAGAGCCUUACUAUCUUCCUGGAGGCCUUACAGGGCAUUGAGUGUCUCAUCCCCAAGGACAGGUUUCAGGACAUUACCAGUGCCGUGUUCUGCCAGCUCUAUGACAACACCAAACAGCACAGCGAGGCUGGCGCCUCUGUGAGAGGAAUGUCCAAACUCCUGUGGCCGCGGCUGCUGCUGUUUGUGGUGCCAGCCGAGUACACGGGUAUGCUGAUCCCGGUCUCCCGCUGUAUCCAAGCCCUGUCUGAGAGAGAGGACCUGACAGGACGGCGGAUAGAAGAUCUGGAUCCCCAUUUCAUCAGCUCUGUGUUUCAAGGCCCAAUGCUGACUCCCCAGACACUGCUGGCGCGCCUGUUGGUGGUGGCAGGGAGCCCUGUUGCUGGCAGCGAACUCCAAGCCGCUGCCUUACUGCUAAUGCAAAAGCUCCACAGGAGAUUCCACAGAGCUGUGGGGGCCAUGUGGGCUGUUGAGAUCCCCCUGCUGCUGCAGUGCCUCGAAGGGAAAGAGGAGAGCUUCUCGGACACUGCAGAGUUUGAGUGCCGUCUGCUAAAGUUCCUGAGGGCAUCGCUGGACACCAUAGAAGAUGAGGCCUGGACCGAGGCCCUGAGCUGCGAGCUGAGCCAGCGGCUGAGCAGCUCUGCCAGCAGCUCUGGAGAAAAGUCUUUCCUGUACAAGGCUCUGGGGACGGUGCUGGGAGCCUGUAAGGGAGUCUUCUUCGUCCAGGAGAAGCUGCUGCAGCACCUGGAGGAAGCAAACAUGGAGGAGUCAUCUGAGGCCCAGGGAAUGAUCUCGCUUCUCAGCCAUGCUGCUGAGAGCAACUUCCAAACAGUCCUGGCCACACUCACCACGUUUGCAUCCAGGCUGUGCAAAGGCUGGAAAGCGAGGAUUUCCAGGCACAAGAAGAUGGAGCUGGACAGCAGGAGAGCUCAUGCCACACGCAGCGCUCUCAUGCUCGCCCACGGCAGCUUGGCACUGCGUGCCUCCAAGGAGCAGCUGCUCGCCCACCUGGAGGGAGACAUUGUGGGCAACAUCCUGAUGCUGUACAGCUGCAGCUGCCGGGACUUGCAGAACAACCUUGCGCUGGUGCAGAGCAUCACCGAGUUCAGCUCUGCCUUCCACGCUGUGGGUGACUCCUCCUGCUUUAACCCCUCCUUGAAGGGCAAGCUGCUGGAGAUCCUGAUGGGCCUGCUGAAGAAAUAUUACUCAGGCAUCCCUGUCUCCCCGGUGCCCUUUAAGGUGGUUCUGGCCCUGGAGCAGUUGAGCAAGCUGAAGCCAUCUUUCGAAAGCAAGGAUAUGCGAGAAAUGUUGGUUCUGUGCUUCAAGAACAUUGUGACACACCCUUCAGCAGAGGUGAUGCUGAAGAUCAGGAAGUCACAGCAAGCAGCGCAGUACCUGCAGCUUCAGCAAAGAUCACUGAAAGCUCUGGGCCGGCUCAUGGCGGUUCUGCUUGAGACAGAGCCCACGCGUGGCUUCUUCCAAAACAUAGUCCAUAGAUCAAUGACAUCGGACAACAUGUGGGAGCGCAAGAGGGCCCUGCAGACCUGCUCCCAGCUGCUAGCUAUUUGUGAAGAGCUUCAUAGAGGAGAUGCCUGCGAGCACUUUGGCUCCUUGGUGGGAUUGCUGGCGCCUUUGACUUGUGACCCCAUGCCCACAUCCCGCCAGCUGGCCGUCACCUGUCUGGACUCCCUCCUCCGAAUCCAAGCCAAAGCGAACAACAGAGUCAUCGAGACGGGUGACAUCAGGAGCCUGUGUGAGGGGCUGUAUGCCUGCAGUGUCAUCUCUCAACUCCAGACCUCAUCCAAAAUAGCAGGAAUCGUAUGCAAAAACUUCCCCCUAGAACGCACUGUCGACUUCAUGUUGGCCAUAAAAGAGACCAUCCGGAGAGCCAAAGGAGUGCGCGUGCGUGCUGCUGGGAAGUGGAUGACCACCUUUCUGCAGAUGCAUGGGAAGGACAUCUGUCGAGACGUGCAACCGAUCCUCUACAUCCUGCGCAGCUGCACAUCGUCUGCGCAGCAGAGCACGUUUGUGCCCUUCCUGUGCCAGGCAGUGGUCAUCCUCACUCGCUGUCACACAGAGGUCAUGGUCGAUAACUUCUCCCGACUACUUGGGCCCACAGACAGUGAGACGUGGAAGAGGAUAAGAAAGUUUUGUCUUCAACGGUGGAGCCAGUAGAAAAGAAAUGAAGUGAAGUGAAGUGAGGGAAGAGGAGAGAAGAGGAAAGAAGAGAGAAAUGGAAAGGAAAGG